AAGAAAACGGUAUAUGUCUCUCCCCUUUCAGGUAAUACCUGUAUAAGGGUACUGCUUUUCACAGAAUAUGACAAUUUACUGUUAGUUUUCAAUAUCAAAGCAAACAGUAAAUGACUCUCCGAAGCCCGUCAUAAGUUUUCUUGUAUUUUAACUAUCAGCCUUGUGAAUUGGGGUAGAUUCUGCAAAAACCGGCUCGGGGCACUUGAUAUUUUGUUCCUUUUCUGUUUCAUAUCUCGAACUUGCAUAGUGACCUGCCCCACAUAGGUCAUCGCACUAAACCUAUGGCCACAAUGCCCCCGAGUUUUGGAUUAUAAUGAACUCGAGUCUCACUACUCCAGCAGCUCAUGUCGCCACACCGCCACUGGAAUAGCAAUAACCUUUGCUUUUCUUCGCCAUAGAUUGUGAAGAAUAUUCGGCAUUUCGGUUUGAUAUUGUGUUAGUGCAAAUGGUUGCCACGCCUUGCAACAGUAAAGCUUCAGCCCGGAAACGUGCCGUUUCACCGUCGCCUCAUCCUAGCGAUGAAAGCCCAAAGCGGCAAAAGCGAAGAGAGAAGAAAGUUCGUUUCUCUCCUUGUCGGAACGAAGAGCACGGAUUCCCAAUCUACGAAGAACGUAUGCCUAGGGAAGAGAAAUCUACGGUGAGAUCGAGUCUGUGGUACACGGUGCUUCUCUCGAAAAGCAAUCGCCUCACGUAUCACCUUUUUUAUUUCUCCAAGCGUUCGGAGUACGACAACUUUCUAUACGAUCGCGUCCAGACUAUCCGUGUUUUUCGCACGGUGGGUGGAGAAAUUUCAAUGUUGGAACCCAACUACUGUCUGCGUGGACUGGAACCGUACAAAUCACCUUUGCUCAAUACCGAAAUGUACUCCCACCGCACGGCUUAUCGCCAAACCGUGCUAAAAGAACAAUCAAGACAGCGCCGGGCCCUUGAAGUGAAUCCACAACGGAUCGCGCAACAGGUCUCGCAUAUGUCGAACUGGGCUCUCUCAAGGGCGCACAAACUAGCGGUCUUGGACGCCAAGGAUGCUAAUGAAUACUAUACUUCUUUUGAAAAGAAAACUCAUUGUACUCGCAUUGAGGGAGCAGAAUGCGCCACUGCGACGUGGAUUUCGCACCAGAUGGCCAUGUCUCUAAGAGGAAUUUCGGUAACAGCAAACACUCCCUACAGUCCCAUCUUUACAUCCAAAAAGAACCCACCGGUGAACGUGACACAGCUAAAGAAAUGGAAUGCCCUACUGGUGAAGCAAUUCGUGACACUACAAAAGGGCAAGAAUACGCCCUUGGCUGAUUCAAAAUUGAUCGAGCAUGCAAACACUAAAGAUUGCGUAGAACCAAAAAUGUCGCUGAAGUCUCUCAUGGCGAAUACGCGUCGACGAAUUUCAGCGACGUCGACUGCUCUUCCUCCUAUUCCGGAUCUGGGUGUCUCCUAA
Molecule: messenger RNA, 1429 nt
Organism: Phaeodactylum tricornutum CCAP 1055/1
Lineage: Eukaryota; Bacillariophyta; Bacillariophyceae; Surirellales; Neidiaceae
Exons: 2
Coding region: 446-1429 (327 amino acids)
Source: RefSeq, a predicted model, not a curated record